Molecule: messenger RNA, 4842 nt
Organism: Hemicordylus capensis (graceful crag lizard)
Lineage: Eukaryota; Metazoa; Chordata; Lepidosauria; Squamata; Cordylidae
Gene: CFAP92
Product: cilia and flagella associated protein 92 (putative)
Exons: 20
Coding region: 113-3910 (1265 amino acids)
Source: RefSeq, a predicted model, not a curated record
UGGAGAUGGAAGGACGCUGCACACUCAGAACGCAUGUUUUGUUGAUGUUGCCGCGCGUUUGCCGCCGGCCGGUUGGCGACUCUGGUGGUUCAGGUGCAGGGUGGCAAGUAAAAUGUCAGAUGAUGGAGCUGAGGAACAUGAGGAAGAGGGAGAAGUGGAAGAGGCAGAUUUCAACACUGGGGGUUCAGAGAGUACCUAUGGAACUGAAAGUGUGGAGGCACUGGGUGGUGGUCACCCCACUCCUGAAGAUCAAAGCAGGAUGCUUUCGUACUCAGUGAAAAGUGAAGAUGUUGAUGCUCCACACAAUGUUACAUGUACAUUCUCAAUCCUGCUGGCUGUCCCACUUGUGCUUCCAGCACAAAGAACAUGGAUGUCUGCUAAGAAAGAUAUUCGCAGAACAUCAUCUAAAACAAGAGAAGGAUACAUUCCAAAAAUGCAGCGUUUUUAUCAUAUGGAGUAUUUUCUUCUACCAGAUGAUAUCGAGCCUCGAAAAUUAGAUUUGGUGUUGUAUGGUCCGGUGGCUAAGCUAUAUUUGGAAACUGAAUCCAAGGAGUCAGGGACUCCAAAGGACAAUAAUCGGUCCAAGUCAAGAAAGUCAACCACAUUGCAUGCCUCAGUUGUGAAACCAUGGCUUGAAAAUGAUCAAAUAUGGGUGGCAUGGAAUCAUAGUAUUGAAAUCAAUGUUACCAAAGAAUUUCUAUCAAAGCUAAGAGAUCACAACAUAAAGUUGAGAUUAUGGGAUACCAAAGAAAAGGUUUGUGCGAAAGCCAGAUUUAAUAAAACAAAGGGUUUACCACUUAUGGAUCAAGCAGAGAUUGGAGGCUCAGUAAAGUGUAUGGUUAUGCAUAUAAGAGACUACUUGGAAAGCAGUCAGCCUAAACCCAGUUACACAAAAAUUAGUGCAGCAGAAGAAUCUGGUAUACAAAAGAAAUCAGCAGUCACCACUACAGCAGGUCCUGUUUCCACAACAAGCAAGGGCCUGGAAGCAUACCCUAUUGUUGCUGAUGUACUACCAUCUUUUCCUAGAACUACUUCUGCACAGCCUCCUUCGAGGUCUGAGGACUUUAAUUCACUAAGUGCAAUCAGUCUUUCUGGAAGCAUAACCUCUUCUCUUAAAGAAAAAACUAUCCAGGAGGCCAAAACAAUAAAGCAAAAAUACCAUUCAAUGAAAUCUAGUGGUAAGCAGUCAAAUAUGCCAAAUCUUGGCUUGGGACCAGAACAGUCAAACAAGAUGCAUUCAUUAGGUGGAGUUUUCCUCCAGUUAUCAGAAAAGAAGAGAGAUCAACGAAAAAGCAUAGUUUCUUCUCUAGAAAAAAGGCAGGGCACCCAUAAAUCAUCCAGAGAUGCUACUUUGUCAGCACAGGCUCGGAAGUUUGGAAUAGCUGUUUUACAACUGGGCCUCAUGCCCCUCCUAGCAGGAGAACGUUAUCUGGCGAGUCAGCUGGCAGAGAAAUCUCCUAAACUUUUGGAUGCAUACCUAGGUUUUUCUGUUGAAUCUCCUCUCAUGACUGAGAAACAAAAACGUGAAUUAAAUCCACUGAUUAUUAGGAUUCAUUCUGCAAGAUGCUUACCAACCACCCCUGUUCCAAUUAAAGUGCUACAGAAUUCAUGUGCUCCUGUUUAUUGCAAAUACAAAUUCCACAAUUUUCCUCCUCAUCAAACAUGUGGUCGAGAUCAUGGGACUGAAGUCUUCUUCAAGGAUCUCAAUGUGAUUCUUUUAGGGUCUAUCAAUUCUGAGGAACUGCAUGAAUAUCUAAGAGGGCCACCCUUGGAAAUUGAAGUUCAUGACAGAGACAAGAAAAUUGAAGCUAUCAAAACAAAGCCUUCAUUAUUUGGUGAGGAGCCAGGAGACAGCAAGCUAAGUAACUUGAGCAUUGUCACUUCCAGGUACAUGGUCCAGAAUCCCAUUACAGGCACCGAAGAAAUAUGGCACCCACAUGGGAUAGCUAAAAUCAACUUGACUGAAUUAUUGCUAGGUGAAAAGAACUUUAAUUUCUAUACCCCAAUUCAUAACUGCCCAGUUCAAGAUGCAAGCAUCUACCAAGGAGAAAAUACCGCUCAGAAGACUGGGGGAGCUGACAGCAAUGAGCUACUUCGGUUUCCAGUGGGGGAUUACAUAAACUCAGAGUCGUAUCUUAAAGUGAGAAUUGAAUUAUCUGCUCCGUUAAGUCCUAAAGAUGACAUAUCUGAUGCUGAAGAUGUAUAUUGCCCCUAUGGCUGCAUGAUCUAUGUUUUUGACUAUAAAAAUACAUCACUCUUAAGUUAUUUGCUGCAAGAAAUUACAGAAAUUAAUGCAGAGGCCCUCCAAUUAGAGGGUUAUCCCCUGCAUAUAAUUCAAAAAUCUCUUAAUACAUUGAAACUGAAUCACAAGCUCACUUUAGAGGAGAUUUCACAAAUGGACAUUAUUACUGGAUUUCACAUUGUGGAUGGAUCCAUUCAUCUCCUUGUUGUGGAAGGCCUUAAGGAGAAAGCACUUAAAAGACUGUGGAAUAGAAGAAUAAAUCGGAUAAAGGAAGCUAAAAUGGGAAGACUGCAAAUAUUAUAUAACUCGCAUAUAUCUUUCCAUCAGCGUCUGUAUGUAGACCUUGAGGCCAUGCUGUUUCAUAUCCAUCUCUGCAAGCCACUUUCUAGUAUCAUGAAGCAGUCUUUGCUGUACAUCAGAGAAAUGGUUCCUCAGGCAUGUUUCCAGGCUCUGACCAGGCUGGAUUAUAUUUGCCGCAGUACAAAGUUAAGAGAUGUAGUCCAUUAUGAUCUGCUGCCCUCUGCAGAAAUGAUCAUGAUGUUGAGCCAAGAGUUUGGGCUUCCCUUGACUAUGGAUGAGCUGCUCCUUCAGCAGUGCCCAGAGAUCUCACACAUAUACAAGGUUCCACCCAAGUAUAUUCACAUGAAACAAGAUAAGCACUUCCGUUUGGAUAACCACAAUGAAGAGUAUGUCCUCAGAAAAAGGGAAAUGGAAAGUCAACUACCAGAAGACUAUAUACAGGCUAAUAUUGUGAAUGUGGACCUGCUCAGCAAGAUGAUUAGAAGAAAGGCUGCUAAAACCAUCAGGGCUUUCCCUUCCGAUUUCAAAUCUGUCUUCAACUAUAGUUCUCAGAGCUUGAAUUCUGCAGAAAUUGCAAAGAAGCUGCUUCGUGAGAAGAUGGCACAGGAGCCAGAAAAGAGGUUUGCUCAUAAUCACCAAUAUCUAUCAGGCAUGUUUGACCCAGUGGAUGAAGAUAUUGCCCUGAAGAAAUCCAUUGAGCAAUCCAAGGAAAUGUGGCUGUCAUCAAAAGGAUUUGUAUUUCCUGGAUUCAAGAGCAGUGUAGAAUGUAACAUGCAUCCUCGUAUGCCUGAUGAGGCACGGCAGUUGGAGCUAACUGAGAAAUGGCAAGAGAACCUUCUUAAUACUAGCCAGCUAAAGCCAGUGCUGGACCGGGACAGGUGGAGCUGGGAUAAGCGGAAUGUUGAUUUUGAGCUAUAUAAAAAACUACCAGAGCCCAUAGUGGUCCUUGAUACAUCCAGAGAAGAGCCUGAAAAGGAUGUGCGUUGCAAUACGGCACUGAAAGUUCAUAGGUGCUGCCUAGAAACUGAGCUCAUCGCCAGUGGUCCUAAAGCUAGUUGCCAGCUAGCACGCCUCCAGGGCCUUCUGAAGGAUAAACCAGCCAAAUUGUCCCUAAAGCUACAGCCUAGCCCAGAUGUAGGGUUUCUAGAUGAAGUGGGAGGAGAAAACAUCUGCAGAGGAUUUGUUCCAGGCAUAGAAGCCGACCACAGCUUGAAGUGGAAUGGAAAUAUUAUUCCCUGUCACAACCGGGAACACAAUGUAUUUAAAACUCUAAAAGGCGCAGACUUCAGAUUAUUUACAAGAAGUAAUUCAUUUCACUACAAGAGGUGGCCUUCACGAAAAUGGCCCUUGAAUCAAACAGCAGAAUAAACAGUUACUGUUGCCCCAGAGCUGAGUGAUUCUAACAGACCUUUCACAAGAGUCCUUAACACUUGCGGCUACAAUUAGUUUUAUAUUAUAGCCAAUACUGAGCAAAUUUAAGCACAUUUGGGGGAUUGUACAAUAAUCUGUUAUACAUAGUUCAAUAUUGACACACAGUUGUUCUAGGUGCUCUUGGGAGAUAAUCAUCAUUACCCUGGGAACUCAAGUUAAAAGGCCAUCUAGCCCACAGACUCUGCACUAUCUAGUACUCAGACAAACCACCUUUGAUGGAGGUUUAAUUUAGCUAUCAUGUUUAAUAAGAGAUACCAAUUUGUCAAGGAUGUGCAUAAAGUCUAUGCUAUUACCCCAUAUUAUGCCACUAUAACUUCAAAAUAAGGAAAGAAUCUGGCUUUCUGGAAGAUCCUUUUGCUAUAAAACAUGCUGCUUUUCUUGCAAAGCCAAAUAUGUCUCAAACUGUUGCCAAGUUUAAAAAUACCCAUAAGUUAUUCUACAUUUUCCCAUCUGUCUGCUUAAUACAUUAUUCAUGUUGCAUCACCACUUUAGGUAGUUCUAUACACAGAUGCACUCACCUCAUGAUCAUGAUUGCGCAAACCAAUACUGAUAGAUCGGCUAGCUCUGGAAAUCACGGCUGUCAUUGCAUACAGAUUAAUGAGGAUGUCUGCCACUCUCUUAAGAACCAGCUGCUCAUCCACAAUAGUCUAACAACACAAAAACAAAACACAGCCCCCAAUAACUUGCCAGUUUACUAGUCAUCAUCCGGAACUGGCUAAUGAACAAGAGUGCAUGUUUUAGAAGAUCAAAGCAGCAAUGCCUGUUUGCCAGUAUCCAUAUCCAUGUAGGUGGGAAUUAAAGAGUUUGUGUCCUUUUAGAUUCUGUACAUCCAUUCAAGCUAUUUAAUAAAGUCUUCAAUUACUCCCCCA